UCUGUUCGUUGUGAUUAUUAAAUUAGUUUUUGUAUUACCAAUUAUGUUUACGAAACUUUUGGGCUUGAGAUGACAUCAAAAUGUUUGGAUUCAGACGCUCAUUGGUCCAGUCCAUUGUGCUUUUAUUAUGGGCUCUGAAAUACUGGACGUUUGGAAAUGACUUUGCAUGGUAUAUUUUGGCGGUGACCCUCACAUUGGCGGUAUUUCUGACACUUGGGACGUAUGAUCAUGACUAUUGGAGCCAGAGAGGCGUCUUUUCACCGCCAGCCCUGCCGUUUCUUGGUCAUAUAGGACCUUUGUUGUCCUUCAAGGAUCAAACAGGCAACUUAUUCAAGAGAUAUUACGAUACGUACAAAAAUGAAAGAUUUAUAGGCAUUCAUCAGUUCUUCGCGAGGACUCUUAUUGUCCACGACCCUGAGCUGAUCAGGAGGGUAUGCGUGAACGACUUCCACCACUUCACAGACCGAGGCUUCUACUACCACAAGGAUGUGGACCCGAUGGUCGAGUCUCUGGUCUUCCUCAGGGGCACCGAGUGGAGGAAACUUCGAACUAAGAUAUCGCCCACAUUCUCCCCUAACAAAUUAAGGGGAAUGUAUCCUAUAAUUGAGAAUGUAGCCGACAAAUUCCUUAUCAAAAUAAAAGAUAUGUUAAGGAUAGAGAAGAAUAAAUUGCGUGGUGGAGAAGAAGCAGUGCAAACUGACGAUUCGGUCCUGGUUAAUGGCUCGAGGUUCUUCGAGGGGUACACUGCGGACGCUAUAGUGCCAUGUGCUUUCGGCUUUAAGAGCGACGUGAUGGAGAAUGAGAAUCAUCCAGUGGCGGUCGCUCUACGCUCCUUUUACGAAAUGACUUUAUUCAAUAUAUUUCAGAAAACAGUACAGCAGUUGUGGCCUGCGUUUGCGAUGUUCUUCAGAAUAAGGAUCAUACCGAAAAAAACUGAGAACUAUUUCUACAGCCUUAUCGUCAACGUGCUCCGGUCCAGGGAAAAAGGCGAGCAGGCCAAACGCAGCGACUUCAUAGAUAUGAUGAUGACGCUUCGUCAGGAAGGUGGGAUCAACGAUGCCAAAACACCAGAACCUGCUGACAUUGUUAUCACGGAUAUGUUGAUAGCUGCCAACGCGUUCAUACUCCUACUUGGAGGAUUCGAAACGUCGUCUUCCACGUUGGCCUUCAUGGUGAUGGAACUGGCCGCCCACCCUGAUAUCCAGGAGAAGAUGAGGGCGGAAAUCCGGGAGGUGAUGGAGAGACACGGAGGCACCAUCGGCUAUGAAGCGCUACAGGAGCUGACUUAUAUGGACAUGGUGAUACAAGAGACCCUCCGUUUGUAUCCGCCAUUCCCGUUCAUACAGCGUGAAUGUACAAAGGACUAUAUCAUACCGGACACUCAAGUCACUAUAGAGAAGGGGACCACCAUCUUCUUCCCCACAUUGGGCCUGCAUAGAGAUGAGAAGUACUUCAAGGACGGUGAUUCAUUCGUGCCGGAGCGGUGGGCGUCCGGCGAUGCUCUGCCGGCCGGCGUCUACAUGCCGUUCGGGGAUGGACCGCGGUAUUGCAUUGGCAAACGCUUCGGAAGCAUGCAAAUGAAGUGUUGUAUGGCGCGCAUAUUACAACACGUGCAGUUCAAGCCGGCGAUGCAGCGUUGCGGACCGUUUCCAGCAGAUCCUCGUUCUCCGCAAACGUUGCACCCGGCAGACUCCCGGGUCCGCCUCACCCUUAUACAGACCUAGACUUACCACAGACUACAUUACUUAUGCAGAGUGAAACCAUAGACUACAUUACUUAU
Molecule: messenger RNA, 1780 nt
Organism: Achroia grisella
Lineage: Eukaryota; Metazoa; Arthropoda; Insecta; Lepidoptera; Pyralidae
Product: cytochrome P450 6B1-like
Exons: 9
Coding region: 81-1724 (547 amino acids)
Molecular function (GO): oxidoreductase activity, acting on paired donors, with incorporation or reduction of molecular oxygen; heme binding; iron ion binding
Source: RefSeq, a predicted model, not a curated record